AUGGAUCAAAGAGAAGCAAUGGCGUUAUCCGGGUCGGGUUCUUACUAUAUCCAAAGAGGCAUGCCUGGUUCUGCUCCUCCACAAACCCAAGCGUCGUUUUAUGGAUUGCAAGGGUUUCAACAUUUCUCCAAUCCCAACUCUCCUUUCGUGCCAAACCUAAACCAAGGAGGCGGCUCCACUGGACUCGUGUCUCCUCCUUUACCAGUUGAGACUUCUCAGGUUGAUUCUCCAACGCCGGUUGCACUUCCUCCGUCUGGUGAGACGUUUGUGAAGCGGAAGAGAGGAAGACCUAGAAAAUACGGACACGGUUCUGUUUCCUUGGCAUUGUCUCCUUCAGUCUCCUCCUCCUCCUCCAUGUCCCCAAACUCUAACAAACGUGGCCGUGGAAGACCUCCUUGUUCCGGCAAGAAGCAAAGGCUUAGUUCCAUUGGUGGAUCGCUGCCUUCAUCGUCCGGGAUGAGCUUCACCCCGCACGUAAUCGCAGUUUCCGUUGGUGAAGACAUUGCAUCAAAGGUUGUGUCCUUUUCACAGCAAAGUCCAAGAGCCAUUUGUGUUUUAUCCGUUACUGGUGCAGUCUCUACUGCAACUAUUCUUCAGCCAUCGCCAUCACAGGGAGCUAUUAAAUACGAGGGUCGUUUUGAGCUCUUAACUCUGUCAACUUCUUAUCCGAACGCAACUGACAAUGACUACCCAAACCGCACUGUGAAUCUAGCGGUCUCACUCGCUUGCCCGGAUUUUCGUGUCAUUGGUGGUGGAGUUGGAGGCCCUCUAAUAGCAGCAAGCUCAGUUCAGGUUAUCAUUGGGAGCUUCAUUUGGGCUAUUCCUAAAGGGAAGAUUAAAAAACGAAAUGAAGAUGUCCAAGAAACUGACGCUUUGGGCGAUAACACAGCAGCAACGUCGCCUGAUGUUCGUCAGCAAAGCCAUAACCUUGUUCAGACGCCUGCAGGGAUGUGGUCAAUAGGUUCAAGAUCAAUGGACAUGCAUCAUGCCCAUAUGGACAUUGAUCUAAUGCGUGGAUGAUCCAUUUGUGUGUAUAAGCAUUGAAUCUAGGAGAUUAAGAAGAAGAAAGACUUAAGCUAACUUCUCUGAGAACAAAAUGUCUUUAGUGAUUUUCAGAAUUCAUGCUGGGUUCUUGAGCUUUUGGUUAAUUGAGUUUUUUUUUGC
Molecule: messenger RNA, 1164 nt
Organism: Brassica napus (rape)
Lineage: Eukaryota; Viridiplantae; Streptophyta; Magnoliopsida; Brassicales; Brassicaceae
Product: AT-hook motif nuclear-localized protein 11
Molecular function (GO): minor groove of adenine-thymine-rich DNA binding
Source: RefSeq, a predicted model, not a curated record